UAGAGACAGCUGCUCAUUAGCUAAGAGUACAAGUAGAGGCCUCACACCUGAGCUCCAGUCCUUAGAUCGGUGCAAGUCAAGCCAUCAUGAAAUCUGUGUUGGUGUUCACUUUGGCCAUCGCUGCCUCCUACGGAGCAGUGGAAUGGAAGGAUUUCCGAGCUGGGGACGUAAAGCUGCCAACCAGUGAGGUGGACGCACUUGCCGCAGGCUGGAAGUCCUUACAAGAGGAUGAAAAAUUCAAGUUGACCUGGUACACUCAGGAAAACGAUCCAAGGUUUAUGCUGGGAUACGACGGACGUCAGAAGUUGGCUGGCCUUAGGGUGGCUUUCCUCAAAAGUGACGUAGAUCCUAACUAUACUACAGGUUACACGAAGAGUGGCAUAUUCGAGGAGGGGACUUUCCUAGGCAAGCCAGUCUUCUACUCCACGGUACUCAUGACACCUGAGGGUGUGCUGAGGAGCGGAGGUCGUCGCUCCUUGCCCGAUGAUGAGAUUGCUUUGUCUGCUGACCUCAAGCGCCACGGUAAAUUUAAGAGUUUACCCAGGGACGGAUGUGAAGCUGCACAGGGUGCUGUCGUUGAACAAGGCUGCCAAAGUGGAUAUGGUUUAGUGUUUUCCAAGUUUGGAAGCAAGACAAGUUGUGAUUCUUUGGCUCCAUUCUACUCCAUCUAUGAUCCUGAAGGGAAAGGGAAUCUGAUAGGAUUUGGAUAUUUGUCCUUCAGUAAGUUCUCAGCUGAUGACUUCAAUACCAAGACAUUCUACAAGACUCUAUCUGCUAGUGACUUUAAGAGCUUGUUCCCUAAGGCUCCAUCCUGUCUUUCCUCCUACGCGCAGAAGAAUGGUCUGACAGCCAUUGACGUUUGGCUCAGCUACGACUCCAGCAAGAAGGCCUCCUGCUCAGGUUCGAACUGGGUCGACUCGCACUGCCAGAGGAAGAGGAGCACCAGACCUGGCCAGUUCGCCUCCUCCAGUGACGAAUUCGUUGACUCCGAGGAGUCUUAAAAAAUAUCAGCUUCGAUUUCCAUCACUUUGUGACUUGUUAUUUAUAAUUUCAAGAAAACGAAUAAACUUUUCAUUUUCCA
This is a messenger RNA of Homalodisca vitripennis (glassy-winged sharpshooter), 1081 nucleotides long. RefSeq lists its product as uncharacterized. Bases 87 to 1001 code for a protein of 304 amino acids. The record is from RefSeq and is a predicted model, not a curated record. The transcript is spliced from 7 exons. NCBI's taxonomy places the organism in Eukaryota, Metazoa, Arthropoda, Insecta, Hemiptera, Cicadellidae.